AUGAGCACAAACACCUCUUCACAUUCAACAAGACAAACUCUUCAAUCUUUUACACGCAGUACACAUCGAACAAAUCCAAGUAUGACUAUGAAUAUAAGUAGUAAACAGACAUAUGCAAGUAUCUUAACAAAUACACAAAUGAAACAAACAACAAAAAAUACAUCAGGAAAAGUAAACUUUACAACAAAUGAUGACAUAGAAGAUAUCAAUGAAAUUCCAUUUAAUAAAAAAUUAUUUCUUUUUACAAUAAUAUUUCCAUGUAUUGGAUAUUAUGGUAUUUUUCAUUUAAAUAAUAGUAACAGAAGAGAAAGGUUAUGGGGAGUUUCUAUGUUAAUUUAUGCGAUAUUAAUGAUGAUAGUUGUUAUAGUGAUAAUAGCAUUAUUUGUAUCAUUUUAUUAA
Molecule: messenger RNA, 399 nt
Organism: Entamoeba histolytica HM-1:IMSS
Lineage: Eukaryota; Evosea; Mastigamoebida; Endamoebidae
Exons: 1
Coding region: 1-399 (132 amino acids)
Source: RefSeq, a predicted model, not a curated record